GUCGGUUUAAACACCUCACGACUCGGGAAGUGAUUUAUUUUUCGCAUCGCUAGGUACACACGACACAGAUAAUCGCGAGUUAUCGUAACUUCUAGAACCCGCUUUUCGACAGCAGCUCCCAAGACGCGACCGUUGAGGACCUCCUCACGCACGACUAAUUCUCUAGCCUCAUACCACCCCCACCUCGAACAUAACAAAAACGGAAAUGUCAACGCUCAGAGAUAUCACCUCCUUGGAGGAAUGGGAGGCGCACCUGGCCUCACUCCCGGCCUCAACUCUUCAGAUUAUAUACUUUCAUGCACCAUGGGCGCCACCUUGCGCUCAGAUGGCAACGGUGCUUAAGACCCUGGCAUCCGAAUACCCAGUAACUGACCCCCUCGCGACCUCGUGGGUAUCUCUCGAUGCCGAGGACUUGAGUGAUGUGAGCGAAACAUACGACGUCACGGCGGUCCCGUUCGUCGUUCUUUCGCGCGGCGGCAAGGUCCUCGAGUCCAUCAGCGGGAACAGCGCUCAGCGCGUGCGCACCGCGAUCGAAACCCACACUAGCGGCUCAGACACUGGCGCAAGCUCAGCAAGUGCCCCGGUGGCGGCUGGCGAUGAGGCCGCCAAGGCCGAGGCUGCACCUCAGGACCCGGAGAAGCAGAAGGAGGAGUUGUUCAAACGACUGGCGGAUUUGGUCAAGGCGGCACCGGUCAUGCUGUUCAUGAAGGGCACGCCCAGCGCGCCGCAGUGCGGCUUCUCGAGGCAGUUGGUCGCUCUGCUGAGGGAAAACUCAGUCAAGUACGGUUUCUUCAACAUCUUGGCGGAUGACGAGGUCAGACAAGGCCUUAAAGAAUUUGCCGACUGGCCGACAUACCCACAGCUCUGGAUGGAUGGUGAGCUGGUUGGCGGACUUGAUAUUGUCAAAGAGGAGAUUGGAAACGACCCGGACUUUUUCAAGGCCUAUAGCGUCAAGGCCAGCACAGAUGCUGCGGCGACAUCAUAGACACUUGAGAGCAAUAUAACAUACGCUAGCCACGAAGCAUUUGGCAUAAUUUGACUAGUAGCAUGAGCACGGAUUGAACAUGCUGCGGAAUAGGACCUCAAUUUGAACAUGGGCAGGCCACCAUUGAAGAGAAAAGGCAAAAAAAAAUAUAUAUAUAUAAAAAGCUGUUGAAAUCAUCAAUCGCGACUAAAAAGUCUAGAAGGAAGACGAUUCAAAAUGGGUCCGCCCAAGGAUCGGACCGACUGGAGAACUUGGA
This is a messenger RNA of Pyricularia grisea, 1241 nucleotides long. RefSeq lists its product as uncharacterized. The record is from RefSeq and is a predicted model, not a curated record. Lineage: Eukaryota; Fungi; Ascomycota; Sordariomycetes; Magnaporthales; Pyriculariaceae. The transcript has 2 exons. Gene Ontology annotation, molecular function: 2 iron, 2 sulfur cluster binding. Bases 206 to 985 code for a protein of 259 amino acids.